AAAAUUUAAACUCUACCCUAAUUUGAUUUUAGUUUCCAUCUAUUGCCACCCAAACACACCCUGCUUUUUUAUUUUCAACUUAUUUUAAUUUUCAGAAAACCGCCUCUUCUGCAGUUCAAAAUAAUUCUUUUGCGCUCUCUCUCUCUCACACACAUACGCGCACACACACUACUAUCUUUUGCAUUGCUCACAGCCUCUCACUCGAAAUUGCGAAUCAGGAUCUUGAAGGAACUACGCAGACGAAGAUCGAGAUCCGAUUUUGCGAUUAAUCGGAGAAAAUUGAGAUGGAGGGGUGCCAAAAUAUUGAUCUCGAAAUCGAAGGCCAUGCUCUCAUAGACGAUAAUCAGUUUUCAGAAAACCAGGCAGGAUUCAGUAAUUGUGAGUUGGCAGGAGGACUGAGUUCUGAUAAAGACUUUGAUAUUAGUCUCGGCAUGGAUGCGGAUGACCGAUUGCCCGAACUGAAUGAAUCAAUCGAGCCUCAAAGAAACCAAAAAAAUGGAAGAUAUAAUUUACGUAAAAGUCUAGCAUGGGACAGUGCAUUCUUCACUAGUGCAGGUGUACUAGAUGCAGAAGAAUUGUCAAGCAUGAUUACUGGAUCUGAAAAGAGCGAAAAGCACUUAUUACCUGGAAUUCAAGAAGACAUUACAGAGUCAACUGAGUCAAUCUCUACUCUUGGAAGUGAUAAUUUAACCCUGGAAACUUUUGAUGAUGACUUGUUUGUAGACAUCAGAGCUUCCAUCCAAAGAUCCAGUAAAAAGAAAUCCAAUUUCACAAACUCAAGCAUUAAUACAGCAGCUAUGGGGUUAGACAGCACAUCCAUUUCAUCUCUGAAGAAGGAAGAUGCUGUUUCCCAAAAUAAGAAUCCGAAACCGGGUCUAAAUAAAACCAGCAAUCUGCAAACUCUUCGGACAUCAAAAUGUCAGCCUAAACAAAAUAUUGGGAAGCUAGAAUCAGGGAAAGCAUCCAAGCAGGAUUCUGGUCAUUCACAGAUGAAAUCUAUUGCUAAGGUUGGAGAGACAAAAUCGAUACUUCCUAAGGCACCCAAAACUGCUACUAGCAGCUCUAUCUCAUCUUCCCCAACAGCAGCAAAACGGGAUUCCAUGGCUGGACGUGUCAAAUCUGAAUAUGGAAGCACAAAAUCUGCAACUGUUUCCAGUAAAGGGACUCAGCCACCAAAAGUAUCUGUUUUAAGUGGUACUAGAAAGGCGCUGCCAAAGCCUGCAAUGUCACCAAAGUGUUCUAUGUUGGGUUCUUCAACUACAAGUAGAGUGCUCUCAACGAGGUCCUCUACAUCUAGUGACAGUUCUAGUAAUAUGUCUUCUGGAACCCCUGCUAAAUCUACACUUACAGCAAGAAGAAAUCCAGGCAAAAUUGGCAAUGUUAGUAAUGGUCCCUCCGGUUCGAUUCCUAAAACUCCAUCCAGAGGUGCAGUGAAGAAUAAAUUGCCAUCAUCUGGUCUUUCAGCUUAUCUGACGUCUGCUAAGAUAUCCUCAAGCGUCUCACCUGCUAGUUCAAUUAGUGAGUGGUCUUCAGUAUCGUCUUCAUCAUCUUCAAUGAUCAACCAGAGAUCUAAUAACUCGAGGACCAGUUUAGAUACCAGUUCAUGUAGGUCUAUGGAUGGUGAUAUUGUUCGUUUGGAUCCAAAAAUCCAUUCAACUGAUCGAACAGCCAAUGGACACGGAAAUCAGGGAGUCGUUUUACCAAGUAACAAUUUAAAGAAAUCCUCAGCACAAACUGGUAUCCUUCACCCUCCUACGAAACCAUCAGGUCUACGAUUGCCAUCCCCAAAAAUUGGGUUCUUUGAUGGGGUGAAGUCAUCUGGUCGCACUCCUAAUGGACAACAGCAGUCUCAAUCUGGCUUGCCUCCCAAGAACAGUGCUGCUGCAUCCAUUCAAAAUCGAAACUCAAACAGCAAACUGAAGAGUGCUAAGGUUCCAACAGCUAGAAUGGUGACUUCUUUGUCAAGCAUAAAGCCUGAUUCUCCAAAGGCCACAUCUCCUGCAUCCUUCCAAGAAAAAGCACACGCUUUAGUAAAUUCUCCCCACUUGUCUCUUGGAGUUAAUGGUACUGAAACUGGAGAAUCUUGUCAAAAGGCAGAGAAAGUUAUGGUUGAAGGCGGAGUUAAGCAAGUGAUGGAUGCUGAUACAGGUUUCGUAUUCAAAGAGAAUUUAAGUGAGUUGAAUAUGUUUAACAAUAUGGGGUCUGGGGAUAUUAAGACCGUUUCUGUCGAAGGGAGCAAUGCUUCAGUUUCAGUACUGGUUAACCAGGACCAUAUUGAGAAGAAUCCUCAUCUAAAUUCCGAUGGUAAUGACAAGGAAAAUGGUCAUGCCCCAAUUCGUGAACUUAUAAUCGAUACAUCAGAAUGCGCACUCUCUUUUCCUGCAAUUGUCUCUGAGUCUGCAGCCUGCAGAGCCCCUUUUGCUCCUAUGAAUUUUCCCCGUAGUAAUGACUGCAUUGAUAUGCCUAAAGAUUUGGCCGCCCAGGUUGUUGUUGCAGAUAAGACAGUUUUUGCAUUGCCAUCUCUUGAGCAGAAAGAGAAUAAUAGCUAAAUCAGCCAUCAAUUGGUUUCUUUUCGAGUCAUGGAUCUGGAGUUGAUAUUGUCAUCUGAUGCCUGGAAGAAGCAAACUGCAGAGCUAUCAAUUGAAACUUGUGUGUAUGUUUUACCAAAAGUGGGAUGUCUUGUGGAUUUGAGUACUUGAACAAGAUAAGUCAUUUUCGGAGUGAAGGCCGUCGACCGGAUGUUUGUUGCUAUUGUUAUUGCAUUAGUAAUGCUUGCAGGAAGAUGUAUGAUUGUAAACCAGGACUGUGUUUUAUUGGAACUGUAUUUUAAAAGUUGCACAUGGACUUUAUAAUUGUUCGUUCAGUAUAUAAAUUCUACUUUAUAGUAUUUUAUAAUUGAAACAUGUCUGCAAUUUUACGAUAGAUAAGUUACUAUUUGCUUGGUAGAUCGAUAAAUAUUAAUCUUACU
Erythranthe guttata (spotted monkey flower) is the source of this 2968-nucleotide messenger RNA. RefSeq lists its product as uncharacterized. NCBI's taxonomy places the organism in Eukaryota, Viridiplantae, Streptophyta, Magnoliopsida, Lamiales, Phrymaceae. Gene Ontology annotation, molecular function: microtubule binding. The record is from RefSeq and is a predicted model, not a curated record.